AUGUCCUCCACUUCUGAGUGCAUUGGUUUGGGUGCAGCAAGAGCUGCAGUAGCGUCUGAAGAUAUUGCAGAACUUCAGCAGGCAGUAGUUGAAGAGCUUGGCAUCUCCAUGGAGGAACUAAGGCAGUUCAUCGAUGAAGAAUUAGAAAAAAUGGACUGUGUGCAGCAGCGCAAGAAGCAGCUAGCUGAAUUGGAAAACUGGGUAAUACAGAAGGAAUCUGAAGUGGCCCAUGUUGAUCAGCUCUUCGAUGAUGCGUCCAGGGCAGUGACUAAUUGUGAGUCUUUGGUGAAGGACUUCUACUCCAAACUGGGACUACAGUACCGGGAAAGUAGCUCUGAGGAUGAAGCUUCCCUGCCUACUGAAGUAAUAGAGAUACCUGAUGAAGAUGAUGAGGUCCUCAGUAUUGAUUCAGGAGCCUUGAGUCACAUGACUGGUGAACUGAGCAAAGAUGGUGACCUGGUUGUCAACAUGCGGAUUCUAGGCAAGAAGAGAACUAAGACAUGGCACAAAGGCACCCUUAUUGCCAUCCAGACAGUUGGGCCAGGGAAGAAGUACAAGGUUAAAUUUGACAACAAAGGGAAGAGUCUGCUGUCAGGGAACCAUAUUGCUUAUGAUUACCACCCGCCUGCUGACAAGCUGUAUGUGGGUAGUCGAGUCGUGGCCAAAUACAAAGAUGGGAAUCAAGUCUGGCUCUAUGCUGGCAUUGUAGCUGAGACACCAAACGUCAAAAACAAGCUCAGGUUUCUCAUUUUCUUUGACGAUGGUUACGCUUCCUAUGUCACACAGUCUGAACUGUAUCCUGUUUGCCGGCCAUUGAAAAAGACUUGGGAGGACAUAGAAGAUAUUUCCUGCCGCGACUUCAUAGAGGAAUACAUCACUGCCUACCCUAAUCGCCCCAUGGUGUUGCUCAAGAGUGGCCAGCUUAUCAAGACUGAGUGGGAAGGCACAUGGUGGAAGUCCCGGGUCGAGGAGGUGGAUGGAAGUCUAGUCAGGAUCCUCUUCCUGGAUGACAAAAGAUGUGAAUGGAUCUAUCGAGGAUCUACAAGACUGGAGCCUAUGUUCAGCAUGAAGACAUCUUCAGCCUCUACAUUGGAGAAGAAGCAAGGGGGACAGAUGAGAACACGUCCAAACAUGGGUGCUGUAAGGAGUAAAGGCCCAGUGGUCCAGUACACCCAGGAUCUGACCAGUACUGGAACUCAGUUCAAGCUGUUGGAGCCCCCACAGCCUCCUGCUCCACCUGUCCUACCUGUUCCCCUACCUGCUCCACCUCUGUCCCCCCAGGCAGCUGACAUUGAUUUGGAAAGCCAGCUUGCCCAGUCACGGAAGCAAGUAGCCAAAAAAAGCACUUCAUUCCGUCCAGGAUCUGUGGGUUCUGGUCAUUCAUCUCCUACAUCCCCUACUCUCAGUGAAAAUACUCCUGGAAAACCUGUUAUCAGUCAGACAUACAGAUUACCUUUAAUCUCAACAACAACUGCUCCGACAACAGCUACCCCAACACCCCCAGCACCUCCAACACCCCCAGCACCCCCAGCCCCUCCAGCCCCUCCAGCCUUUCAUGGCAUGCUGGAGAGGGCCCCAGCAGAGCCAUCCUACCGUGCCCCCAUGGAGAAGCUAUUGUAUUUACCUCAUGUCUGUAGCUAUACAUGUCUGUCUCGAGUCAGACCUAUGAGGAGUGAGCAGUACCGAGGCAAGAACCCUCUGCUAGUCCCAUUACUCUAUGACUUCCGAAGGAUGACAGCCCGUCGUCGAGUGAACCGCAAGAUGGGCUUUCAUGUCAUUUACAAGACACCCUGUGGCCUCUGCCUUCGGACAAUGCAAGAGAUUGAACGCUACCUUUUUGAGACUGGCUGUGACUUCCUCUUCCUGGAGAUGUUCUGCUUGGAUCCCUAUGUUUUUGUAGACUGCAAGUUUCAGCCCUAUAAGCCUUUUUACUAUAUUUUGGACAUCACCUAUGGGAAGGAAGAUGUUCCUUUAUCCUGUGUCAAUGAGAUUGACACAACGCCCCCACCCCAAGUAGCCUACAGCAAAGAACGUAUCCCAGGAAAAGGUGUUUUCAUUAACACAGGCCCUGAAUUUCUGGUUGGCUGUGACUGCAAGGAUGGGUGCCGAGACAAGUCCAAAUGUGCCUGCCAUCAGCUAACUAUCCAGGCUACAGCCUGCACCCCAGGGGGCCAAAUCAACCCCAACUCCGGUUACCAGUAUAAGAGACUAGAUGAGUGUCUGCCCACAGGGGUAUAUGAAUGUAACAAGCGCUGCAAAUGUGAUCCUAACAUGUGCACAAACCGACUGGUACAGCACGGACUACAGGUUCGGCUCCAGUUGUUCAAAACCCAGAACAAGGGGUGGGGUAUCCGCUGUUUGGAUGACAUUGCCAAAGGCUCCUUUGUCUGUAUUUAUGCAGGCAAAAUACUGACAGACGAUUUUGCAGACAAGGAGGGUCUGGAAAUGGGUGAUGAGUACUUUGCAAAUCUGGACCAUAUUGAGAGUGUGGAAAAUUUCAAGGAAGGCUAUGAGAGUGACGCUCCCUGUUCUUCCGACAGCAGUGGUGUAGACUUGAAGGACCAGGAAGAUGGCAACAGUGGUUCUGAUGACCCUGAGGAGUCCAAUGACGAUAGUUCUGAUGAUAACUUCUGUAAGGAUGAAGAUUUUAGCACCAGCUCAGUGUGGCGUAGCUAUGCUACACGGCGGCAGACUCGGGGCCAGAAAGAGAAUGGAUUGUCUGAAACAGCUUCCAAGGACUCUCGCCCCCCAGAUCUUGGACCCCCACAUAUUCCUGUUCCUCCAUCAUUCACUGUAGGUGGCUGUAAUCCACCUUCCUCAGAAGAGACACCCAAGAAUAAAGUGGCCUCAUGGUUGAGCUGCAACAGUGUCAGUGAAGGUGGUUUUGCAGACUCUGAUAGCCGAUCAUCUUUCAAGAUCAGUGACGGUGGGGAUGGCCGGUCUUGGGGAACCCGAGGGGAGGUUGAGAAGGUAUCCACCUCAGGACUGAUCAUGAAGGAUGAAGGAGACAUCAAACAGGCCAAGAAAGAGGACCCUGACGACCGGAACAAAAUGUCAGGAGUAACUGAAAGCUCCCGAAAUUAUGGUUACAAUCCUUCUCUUGUGAAGCCUGAAGGACUUCGCCGCCCACCUAGUAAGACUAAUAUGCAUCAGAGCCGACGGCUCGGGGCCUCUGCUCAGUCCAACCCUGAUGAUGUCCUGACAUUGUCCAGCAGCACAGAAAGUGAGGGGGAAAGUGGAAACAGCCGAAAGCCCACUGCUGGUCAGGCAUCAGCUACAGCAGUUGACAGUGAUGACAUCCAGACCAUCUCCUCUGGCUCUGAAGGGGAUGACUUUGAAGACAAGAAGAACAUGUCUGGCACAACAAAGCGCCAAGUAGCAGUAAAAUCAACCCGAGGCUUUGCUCUUAAAUCAACCCAUGGGAUUGCCAUUAAAUCAACCAACAUGGCCUCUGUGGACAAAGGGGAGAGUGCACCUGUUCGUAAGAAUACACGCCAGUUCUAUGACGGUGAAGAGUCUUGCUACAUCAUUGAUGCCAAGCUUGAAGGCAACCUGGGCCGCUACCUUAAUCACAGCUGCAGCCCCAACCUGUUUGUCCAGAAUGUCUUCGUGGACACCCAUGAUCUCCGCUUCCCUUGGGUAGCCUUCUUUGCCAGCAAGAGAAUCCGGGCUGGAACGGAGCUUACUUGGGACUACAACUACGAGGUGGGCAGUGUGGAAGGCAAGGAAUUGCUCUGCUGCUGUGGAGCUAUUGAGUGCAGAGGGCGUCUUCUUUAA
Molecule: messenger RNA, 3777 nt
Organism: Elephantulus edwardii (Cape elephant shrew)
Lineage: Eukaryota; Metazoa; Chordata; Mammalia; Macroscelidea; Macroscelididae
Gene: SETDB1
Product: SET domain, bifurcated 1
Exons: 19
Coding region: 1-3777 (1258 amino acids)
Biological process (GO): negative regulation of gene expression; heterochromatin organization
Cellular component (GO): nucleus
Molecular function (GO): DNA binding; protein binding; zinc ion binding
Source: RefSeq, a predicted model, not a curated record